Cuscuta epithymum is the source of this 4346-nucleotide messenger RNA. The record is from the annotation of a GenBank genome assembly. Lineage: Eukaryota; Viridiplantae; Streptophyta; Magnoliopsida; Solanales; Convolvulaceae.
UCCCGUUCCUCCACGGCCCCUGCGGCUGCUAAAACACAUUUCAGCAUCACACCACAAUUACUAAAUGUUUCUCUGGCCAUUAACGAUCAGUGAUCUCUUCUCAACAAAAAUGGUUGUAAUUAGGGAGGUAGCAUAACAGUGAUGUUGUGCAACUUCAUCAAUUCUCUUCCGUCAAGCUCGCAAUCUCCGACCUGGCGGAAUUUACGCCGUCGAAUUAGCUUCAUUGCUGCUAAUAUCCAUGCUCCUCUACCGUCUCGGCCGCCGCUCGCCAAGCUUCAUAGCCUCUCUCUCCUUUCUGACCAGUGUACAUCAAUGCACCAACUAAAGGAAAUCCACGCCCAAAUGAUCAUCACUGGCCGUAUUCAUGACAACUAUGCCGCCAGCCGUUUAUUUUCCUUUGCGGCUCUCUCUCACGCCGGCGACUUGACUUACGCGUUGGAAAUUUUCCGAAGCAUUCAGGAGCCCAACUCAUUCAUGUGGAACACCCUCAUUAGAGCCCAAGCGAGUAGCUCAGAACCACAAGAAGCCUUGUCUCUCUACUUAUUGAUGCGCAGGCUUGGCGUUACCCCCGGUAAACAUACCUUCCCUUUUUUACUCAAAGCUUGCUCCAACAUGAAGGAUUUAUGCGCCACUCAACAGGUUCACAUCCAUGUGAUCAAGUUCGGGUUGCAUUUAGAUUUGCAUGCUGUUAAUGGAUUGAUCCGUGCUUACUCUGUGUCUGCUGCUUUGAGCCAUGCCCGCAAGCUGUUUGAUGAGUUUCCUGAAAAACAAACAACAAUAUGGACAACGCUGAUAUGUGGGUAUGCUCAAAAUGAUGACAGUUCUGGGGAAGCAGUUAAGUUGUUUGAACUAAUGAUUUCUACGGGGGUGGAACCCAUUGCGGCCACUCUCGCAUCUGUGCUAUCUGCUUGUGCACAGACCGGUUGUUUGGAAAUGGGGAAAGAAAUUCAUGUAUACAUGGUGGAGAAAGGGAUAAGAGUGGGAGUGAUCCUAGGUACAGCACUGGUAAAUAUGUAUGCAAAGAAUGGGGCAAUAGUCCAAGCAACUAAGUGUUUCUUUAGUAUGACAGAAAAGAACAUUGCAACUUGGAAUGCAAUAAUAAGUGGGUUGGGAGCUCAUGGAUAUGUCAAAGAAGCAAUUAACUUGUUUGAGAAUUUACUAGUGGAAGAAAAUUUGAAGCCAAAUGAUAUAACAUUAGUAGGGGUAUUAUCUGCCUGCUGCCAUGCAGGAUUGUUGGGUUAUGGUCGUCGAGUUUUCAACUCCAUGAAAGAACUGCAUGGAAUAGAGCCCAAGCUAGAACACUACAGCUGCAUGGUUGACCUUCUUGGCCGAUGUGGAAAGCUGAUAGAGGCCGAACAGUUGAUUAGAGGAAUGGUUUGGAAGGCUGAUGUGGUUAUUUGGGGGUCCCUGUUGAGAUCCUGUCAAUGCCAUGGGAAUAUAGAAAUUGCAGAACGAGUGGUUAAGGAGAUUCUGCUCUUGGAUCCCAACAAUCAUGGCGUUUAUGUUGGUUUAUCCAAUAUGUAUGCAGAGUCUGGACGAUGGGAAGAUGUUUUAUGGACAAGGAAGGAAAUGAAACAUGGUAGUCUGAAGAAAACUUCUGGAUGGAGCUAUGUUAAUAAGUAAAGCUACGUUAUCUGAACCAAUUUAGGGAAUCUGCACUCUUAGCGUGGGACUAUCCAGUAUCUUCAGAUAUAAACUCAUGACAAGUCAUCAGAUGUUAAUAUUUUAUUUUGCUUUGAAAAGUCAUGACAAGUCAUCAGUGGUUUGCUUUGAAAAAACUCACAAUCUUCCAUCCAACAAAACCAAUUGUGAGAUCUUCUUGGCAACAUUAGUAGGUCAUUUGACGCCUUCAGCAGCACUAGAGAAGCUUCAUCCAUUCUGUCGGGCUUACUCAAUGAUUUUUUCCUGAGUCCUGACUAUAUCAGGACAUUGAAGGUGAUGAAGCACUUGAGUUGCAACCAAUGCAAGAAGGAAGAAUCUCUUCUUAACGAUAUGCUUUAAAACAGAAAAAUGUCAGAACGGUCUGGAUCUUGUAUUUUUGGGAUAAAGAAUGGUGUUGGAGCUCUUGGAAGGUACAAAUUUGUCAAUGUCAGAGUGUGAUGAUACAAGUAAGUUUUCUUUUCAUGAAUUACAGUGUUAGUUUUUGACAUUAUAAGUUUUUAAAAGAAGUUGCUUGAAGCAUAUUAUUGGUGUUUUCAUCAUUGUGAUUUAAACCAAGAACUUUACAUCUUUUAAGUGCUUUUAGUGUUAAAAUUUUUCUUUAUAUGGUCGAUGCGGUGGUUUGGCCAUGUGCUUAGAAGAUCGAGUGAUGUACCUGUUAGACGAGUUGAGAGGUGGGGAGAAGAGGUGGGGAGGAGAGGGAAAGGAAGAAAAGAGAAAGCUUAGGGAGGUAGCCAUUUAAGGUAAUUAUGAAACCAACACGAUAAAAAUGUGAUCGGACAAGCUAUGUCCUUAAAUGCCUAGAUGGCAAUUGUAGUUGGAUGAUGCAUGCAUCAAAUAUAAAGAACUCAUCCAAGUUUGUGAUUUGAAGAUAUAACAAGGUUCGCAACUAUUCGGUUGGAAGUCGCAAUAGAACAUUCAGGCAAACAAGAGGUUGAAUAGAUAGGAAAUUUUUCUACUAUUAGGAUAGAAGAUUUACUUUAAGGUUGAAGGAACCUAAUGAGGGUAGAACCAUUUGUAAAAAUAGUUUGUUAGUCAAUCUAAAUGAUUAACCUAACUAAAUCUAAUUAUAUAUAUAUAUAUUCAAUCAAUUCACUUGGAGUUAGACUUUUAGUCAUUAAGUAUUUCUCUUGAUUGAAUAUCAAUGUUGUAAUAUUUGAAUAUGACGAUUUUUCAAUUUUAUGUAUUAAAUUUAGGAAGUUCUAAAUUAUUCUUACUUCAUUUUUAUCUUAUCAAUUCAAUAUCAAACAUAUAAACUCACUUUUCUUAAUAACAGUAUCACCUGCUUCCGUCUCAAUGUUAGUGUGACGGAGGUAGUAUAAAGAUAAAAUUAUAUAGAUUAGUAAAUAUAAUUAUCUCUACGACCAAUAUGUUCAAUCUUUAUGUAUUUAGAUUAGUAUCAACGUUUAAGUAAACCUUCUAUCCUAAUACUCGUAUAUCAAUGAGUAGAAAAAUUUUCUAUCUAUUCAACCUCUUUUUGAUCUUUACGACCAAUACAUUCAAUCUUUAUGUAUUUCGAUUAGUAUAAUAUGACCUAUAUUUUAGACUAGUCAUUUUCAGUUAUUAUUUUUCAUAACAACUAGAUUAACACAUUGUAUGAAGUUUCUCAACAUGAGCAUGUAGAGAGGAGGGGUUAAACUUGCACAUGACUUGAUGGCUCUAAACCGUUUGCAUAUUGUUGUUUGUACUUGUGCUACUGAUAAGGAUGCCUCAGACGAUACCAUACCUUGUUCCACGCAUUUGCAUUUGCUUUUAGAAGAUGAAGUUUAGCAAAAACAAAACAACCAAUGUUGAGAUUAAUGAGUCUUUCUUUUCAAUGACCAUAAGUAUAUGAGAACAUAUAAUGUAUAAACUAGUUUGUGUUUAUUAAUGUUAAAUUAAUUAUUUCAUGAAUCACAAAAUAUUUUUGUUUGAAUGACGUGAAGUCACAAGCAUAAUGGUAUCACCACUUUAAUCGUUUGAUUAGUACACUUAAUUAUGCGAUAGACGAUUAUGUUAAGAUGUUGAAAGAAUGUGGGACCUCUAUAAGUCUUAAAAAGUAUGCCACGAUAACAAUAAGACUCACGCUGCUAAAUUUCCUUGAUAAUUUCUUUUACAUAUGAAUUAAAUGGUUUGGAACAUUUUUUUAUAUAGAGGAGCGGACCAAAAUUAUGACUUCCCCGCGAGAAAGUGUACCCCGUGAAAGACAAUCUCUUGUCUCCAUCACAUGGCUGCCUAAGAGUUUCAGGCAGUGACAAACGACCCCAUUAGCUAUCAACAUCAACAAAGUUAUCGGUAGGCCAAGACUCUCCUGCUUCUUUAUAGUUCUACUUGCCAAAGUGACACUCACCCCCCAUCAAAAUCGAUCUUUCUCUAUCUCUCUGAGAAAAUAUACUCGUAUAUAGAGAUAAAAGAAUUUUGGUUGGUGCACAUCUUAGUCUGCCUUUUUAAUCAUACAUUGUUGGAGCACUUUUUCCCACUUAGAAUCCAUUGCAUCAUUUGGGGUUUCUUUUGGUGUCAAUUUUCAGUUUAUUUUAUCAAGAACAGAAAAAGCACUUGCGUUACUUUAUUGACUUGAACUUCAUACUUGUUUUGCUUAACAUCAGGGGUGGAGACAGGGGAGGCUGGCAGGGUCUCGAUCCCCCAAGAAAAAUUUGUGAUGUACUACGUAUAUACAAACGGAUAAAUAUUUGUAAGCAGUAAAAUAU